AAAUGGAGUAGGGUUGGAGAUGCCCUAAAACGUUAAUACUGCAAAAAGCUGAUAAAGUUUAAACUUAAAACCAAUAUGCAUUCGUAUUAAUUAGUAUCUAAUGAAACUAUGACUAUAUGGUAUUGUACCAUGCAAGUGUACAUGCCCUUGGUGUUUUUAAUUUGUUUCAAUGUAAUAUCUCAAACAAUUUCAGUAUUUAGGUGGAAGUUCCGAUCAACUUCCUAAAUCUUAUUAGGCAUUUCCUGGAAACCAACGCAUCUCUCGCGUUUGCCAGUAAAAACGACCGUAAGGUAACUCAGAGAACCUUAAUAUAGGACUGAAGAAAACCACCAAAAUAAGGGUAAAUCUUCUGGUUAUCCGUUGACUUACAACUUCUACAUCCAAUAAUCAUCCGCCAUGUGUCUAAUAGGCAUGUGUAGAAAAAAGAAAUAGACAAGAAAUAGAGAAAGAGCCUUUGGACACAUUUUGAAGUUUCACUUUUUUUUUCCUUGCGUUACCUUCCUCUUCAGCUAGCUGACACAUAACAAAACACGAAACAAGAAAAUAACAAAAGAAUAAGAGAAAAGCCUUUUGAUUUUAUUUUUAUUGAAACAAUUUGGAAACACACAUUUCGUUCUAAAGUUUGUAGCCAGAAACUCAUAGCUCUUGGAAAUCUUUAUGAUUCGAAUUCUUUGUUAAUAGAGUUUUAUCUCCUCUCAUAACAUGUAUGCAUAUGCAAGUUGAAGGUAACCUCACCAAUGAAGGGUUUCUUAAAAGGGUUGAGGUACAUUGCUCGUAUCUUCGAAGAUGAGAAGGAACCAGAGAUACAGAUUGGAAACCCGACCGAUGUCAAACAUGUUGCUCAUAUAGGAUGGGAAGGGCCCUCUGCUACGACCCCAAGCUGGAUGCAUGAGUAUAAGUCUCCAGAGGAGUCAAAAGGAAAUUCCAACAAGAAAGAGAAGCAAAGGAACAAGGGGAGACGUAAAUCAUCUACAAACACAAACAACUCACCUUCAGAGUCUCCAUCGAGAGUGGGAGGAUCAACUAGGCCAUCAAAACGCAGCACGGGUAAGCAGAGAGAGCAGAGCACGGGUGAAGGGUCAGAGUCAGGUACAGGCAUAGACUUACCUCAACAGAAUGAUCAGUCCUUGGGACAGAAAAAAUCGAGGCAGAAACGGUCGAAAGGUGGAGGAGGACGAGGCGGCGAACCUUCUCAGUCUGCUCAACCUGCAAAGUCAAAAGAAACAGAUAUAUCCGUGCGGGCGGUUUUACCUUGUGUGGGUCUUGGAAGUUCUGCCGGAAGAUGAGAGGUGAGAAAAGGAGAGUUUUUCUUGAUCAAGUUUAGACUAGAGUGGUGCUUUUGUUUUUCUUCUCAUCAUCUACAUACCUUUUUCUUUUCUGAUCUCCAUUUUGUUGGAGUUGCAUUUGUAUAACAAGACCAAUGUUUUUUAUCAAGUCAUUUACGAGAAAAGAGAACCCUAUGAUGAUUAUGAAUCAGGAUGUGUAACUUAUGCUUUUUGCUUAAUGAUUUUGGUUGGUCUAUAGAAUAUUCCAUCACCUUUCUAUUGUGUUUGAUUGAAUUCUUGAAAUGAUUUAAAUCUUGUUAUACUAGUAAUAUAUCAUAUUCGUUUGACUGAUCGCAUAGUCGGUUUUUGAGGAGUAUAAAAACAAGUUGUAAAAAUUGAAAUUUUGUUCAUUCAAACAAUCAAUAAAUAAGAUUCUAGUUUUUUUUUUCUGAGGUUAGUUAGCAGAUUUACUCAACAAAAAAUGUUAUUCUAUUAGUAUAGACUUGAGUCUAACAUCUAGUCCCUCCGUUUUUUAUUGUUGUUUUAGGCUUUGACACACAAGUUAACAAAAUAUUUAAUUUUGAAUAUUUUCAAAAUAAAAAUAGAAUAACCAAUACACCUAACCACAUUUCAAAUAAUAGAAAAACAGAUUAUAAUAUAAAACUAAUAAAAUUUACAAUAAAAUUAUAAAACACGACACUUAUUUUGAAAAGAAAUUUUUUACUCUGGAACGAUAAUUAAAAUGACGCGGAUGGAGUAUUCUGAUAACUGUACGGUAUGUUAAAUCUAACAAUACUUUUGGACAUGUUUUAACAUAUUUUCGCAUGUUUUUUUUGUCAUAUAGUAUUUUGCAUUUACAGAUUUUUUUUUUCGAUUUUGUAUCGUUUCCAGUAACAAAGAAAAACAAAAACGAUACAAAAAAUAAGGAAUAAAUAUCUUAUACAUGACAUUAGAAGAUUGAUCUAGAAUAAAAUGCACAUGGCUUUAAACGAUUGAUUAGAACUUUCAAAAUGACAUUGCUCGGCCUCUCCGAUGACAUUUUUGGACGGUCGCAGUUCUUGUGUGACUGUUACGUCCCUAAUAAAUGUCCGGUUCGUCGAUGCGGGUGCUUGGCCUCUGGUGUGGCUGUCUGAUUAUGUUGGUGGAUGCUCAAAAAGUCUUAUGUGAGCUGUUUUUGGUCGGACCUCAUCUUUAAGAGCAGAUUCAUCGGGGAGGCCAAAAUUAUUGGGUUUUGAUUCUCGUUUUAACAUGCUCUUUCUUUUGCGGCAAAUGGUAAGUGUGGAAUAAGCUGAUGCCUCUGAUCAGCGGUUUUGCUUGUUGGGUCGGUUUCGGUUAGAUAGAUCGAGUUGUUGUUUAGGUUUUAUUUUCUUUCGUCUACUUCUUGUCUCUAUUGUAUUUCUGUCGAAAAUUUGAAAAGUUUGGUAAUAAUAUCUUUACAUUUUACCAAAAAAAUGACAUUGCUUGAAAUGGCAUUUGACUUAAACAUUUAUAUUUUAGAUUAAAAUCAUUAUUAUAAGAUAUUUUAUGUAAUGCGUCCGUCUAAUGUUCACGUUUAGCUAGAUGCAGGUCACCGUAGAGUCGUAGACUUACCCAUGAUGAAACACAUUUUUGGUUCUAAAAUGUUAGUUGUUGAAAAAAAGGUUCUAAAAUGAUAAACCAACCCAUCCCAUUCAUCUCAUCCCUUAGUGGAUUUAGGCGGGUCAACCCAACCCUGUUCAACUGGCCCUCAGAAUAUGCAUCCGUGAGUUUUGUGAUUGAUCUGCGAGCACUUAGAACAUGAUUAAUAGAA
Molecule: messenger RNA, 3054 nt
Organism: Brassica napus (rape)
Lineage: Eukaryota; Viridiplantae; Streptophyta; Magnoliopsida; Brassicales; Brassicaceae
Product: CRIB domain-containing protein RIC5
Exons: 5
Coding region: 738-1286 (182 amino acids)
Source: RefSeq, a predicted model, not a curated record